ACAACAAACAUGGUGGUUGUGGACGCGGAAGUAAUGUUUACAAGAUAAAUUUUCACAAAAUUUAAACUUUUAACCAUCAAAUUCCCGCUCAGAUAAUCGAGCAUGCCAAAGAAAGGGACUAAGCCUUCCACAGAGGCAGCUAGAGCAGACCAAGAUUACGCAAAUGAGGAGUUUGUCAGCGCGAAAUCUCUAGCCGAACAGUUACGGAAAUACAGCCUCGAAGAUCUACUGACUGAGGAUUCGAAAGCUGAGACGAAAGAAAAUGGAGACGUUGCUUGGUUUCACGGUAAAAUGACUCGAGACACAGCGGAAUAUAUUCUCAAAAAAGGUGGCAUGGUAGAGGGGUUGUUCCUAGUCCGUGAGAGCGCCAAGUCACCUGGAGACUUUGUGCUAUCUCUUGUUCAUGGCAGAAAGCCAAGCCAUUACCAGAUCACGUGCAGUGCUGACACCAUGUUUCAGAUUGACGAGGGACCACUGAUACAGGGACUUGAGCAGUUGAUUAAGUAUUACCAGAGCAGUGCCAAUGGCCUGCCCACUAAACUGACCACUUUCUGUCAUGCCAAGCCACCACCCAUGUCCACUAGAAGAGCUGGACGCUCCAAUAUUUUGCACAGGGCAAUAACAGAAGGAAACAGUGCUGUUGUGAGAAAGAUUUUGAGUAAUUUCAAAUGUCCAGAUAUUGAUUCCAAAAAUGAAAAAGGUUCCACAGGACUUCACAUAGCCAGUUUUCUAGGUCAUGAUGACAUAGUAUUACAGCUACUGACCAAAGGUGCUAAUGUUACAGUGCGGGAUGCUGAUGGCUGUACUGCUCUGCAGAGGGCCUGUGCUGGUAACCACCCAAACACCAUCAUGUUGUUAAUUAAGACUGGUGGCGCAGAUCCCCAGGACCGUUGCACCACCACAGGGUGGGUGCCUCUACACGAGGCGGCCAUGCACGGACACGUCGAGUGCAUCAGGGUGCUACUGGCAGCUAAUGCUCCCUGUCAGCCUCGUAAUGACAGCGGAGACACGCCGUAUCACCUAGCAGUUCAGUACGACCGCCAGGAGUGCAUCAGAAUAUUUGAAGAUUACAAGCCCGCACCCGCCAAAACUCACAAAUCUGAUUGGCUGCAUCGGAACCUAGACAGACAGAGUGCUGUUGGUUUGCUGCAAAGAUGUGGGAUGUCAGAUGGGUUGUUUCUUGUGAGACCGAGUUUGAAACAUCCAGGAGUGUAUGUUCUUACAAUGGCGCAAAAUGGAACCGCUUACAAUUAUGAGAUAAGAAAUGUGGAUCAGACUGGUUACUUCAUAGAUGAUGGUCCCUACUUAGAGUCCCUAGACCAUGUGAUCCAGCAUUACGCCACCAGGGCUGACGGUCUUCCUGGCAGACUGAUAACAGCUAUUAGAUCAGAUGAAACAUUGAAACCAUUAAACAUUCCUCUAUACAGUGCCAAAACAUUAGAUGACUUCUCGCGCCCCUCGCUUCCUCCUCGUCCCUCGGAUCUUGCAGGACAAGAUCAGUUUCCAGGUACUGGGAAUGGUGAUGUCCCACCACCAGCGCCCCCUAUUGAGACAAUUCCAAAACUUGGCUUGCAGAAAAUGUUGUCGAAGUCCCAAGAACUGUUGUCCUCGUCUCCUCCACCUCCACCACCAGCCAUCAGUAAGAUACCCAAGAGAGGAAUAAUGGUGAAUAGAACAAAAUCUGUGGAUGACACUGAUGAUUUGGGUCGUCCUGGCACACCCCCUGUGCUGCCACCUGGUGACAUGUUGCCUAAACCUCCGUCAACACCAGAGCCAGAUGAAGAAGACAAGAGGAAACCCGUCAAGAUGGAGAGAAAGAAGAAGGUUUGGGCCAAGCAAAGGGCAGCAGAACAGGAAGAAAAAGUAUUAAACUUAAUAGAACCAAAGAGAAUCAAAUUACGUCAUGAGCUGGGUCAAGGAGAGUAUGGGUCAGUCAUGAAAGGAGAGUGGACCAACCCCAAGGGAAAGAAGGUUGAGGUAGCAGUGAAGACACUCCAUGAAGAUAACAUUCAGUCUGGCAAACAGGAGUUCUUACGAGAAGCCAAAGUGAUGUACGGACUGAAGAAUGAGUGUAUAGUACAGCUAAUUGGGGUAUGCGAGGGUCCUCCUAUGAUGCUGGUACAAGAGCUGGUUCCUAUGGGCUCUAUGCUGGACUUCCUGCUGGACUACCCACACAAGAUCAGGAUCAAAGAGGACUUGGAGCUGUGGGCAGCUCAGAUAGCAUGUGGUAUGAAAUACCUGGAGACCAAGGGGUUCGUACACAGGGAUCUGGCUGCCAGGAAUAUUUUGUUGGCGUCGAAAAAACAGGCCAAGAUCAGCGACUUUGGGUUAUCAAGGGCAGUUGGGGCUGGCAGUGAUUACUACAGGGCUUCUGCAGGAGGGCGGUGGCCAGUGAAAUGGUAUGCGCCAGAGUCUGUGAACUAUGGUACAUUUUCCCAUGCUAGUGAUGUGUGGAGUUAUGGCGUCACUCUGUGGGAAAUGUUCUCAUUUGGAGAGCAACCCUAUGGAGAGAUGAAUGGGGCACAGGUGAUAGCACUAAUUGAAAAAGGUGGUCGUCUUCAGAUCCCAGAAAGGUGCCCUGAGAAGGUGUAUGACAUCAUGUUGCAGUGCUGGGACUAUGACGACAAGAACAGACCCACUUUUCAACAACUCAAUGAACAUUUUGCAAUGGACCCCGAGUAUGCAACGACUAGAGACUUGGUCAAGGGAAGAUGAUAGAGGAACUGUUACCAUGGCAACAGCGUGAAACUUGGUCAGGGGAUGAUGAUAAUAAUGAAACUGUUACCAUGGCAACAGCCAGAGACUUGGUCAAGGGAAGAUGUCAGAGGAACUGUUACCAUGGCAACAACUUCAUUGUACACAGCCUAGUUCAUGGCUGUCAAAUGUGGGUGCUAGUUAUAAGUGAUCAUGGCUUGAAAAAAAGUCCCAGAGAUUCUAUACAAGUAGGUUUUAGCUCAACAUUUUUAUCUCCGUUUCACAUGCUUCCUAGAGGAAUAUUUGAACAUUUAAACCACUAGUCUAUAGUUAACCAGUAAAUAUCAUACAUACACAAGAAAAGUAUUUCUAAUUGAUAGGUAUACUGAAAAGAAGACAAUGAUUUUGCCACUGAAGGAUCAUCAGGGUAUCAAUAAGUCAUAUUAUUUUACAAGGAAGUGCAUUGGCAGAGAGUAUUAUGUGUUCUUUGAUAAAAUGAUACUGUAAGAUGGUGGAGCAGCUACUAAAAAAAGACAUUAUUUGAUAUCUGGAAAGCAGGAUGCACUGAAACAUACUGACAUGUAUUUGUUUGAUGUAUGCAAAACGUGAGCUUCUUUCAAAAAAAAAAAAUUGAUCCAUAUUUCUAGUGAUUAGUUUACAUUUAAUGAAUGGGCUUUCGUAUGUCAUAAACAAAGCUUUCAUUAGCAAAUAUACCUUCAGAUUAAAGGGUUUCUUUUGAAUAUACAUAUUUUCUGUCCAUAUAGUUUUUAUCAUAAUUACAUAGAAAUAACUUUAAAGUUCUCUGCCAGGACGUAUGUGAAUUUUAACAUCAUUGCUUGUAUUCUGAUGUUUUUAUAGUUUGUAUCAAACAUGCUUUCAAGUUAUUUCCCUAAUAUAAUGUAGUUUACAGAAGGGGAACAGCUUUUAGUAGAGUCUUUGUCCACUUGAUAUUUUAUUUUUUAUAUAUUAUGAUUUCUUCAUUGGGGGAA
This is a messenger RNA of Lingula anatina, 3683 nucleotides long. Its product is annotated as tyrosine-protein kinase HTK16. Gene Ontology annotation, molecular function: ATP binding; protein binding; protein tyrosine kinase activity. The record is from RefSeq and is a predicted model, not a curated record. Gene Ontology annotation, biological process: protein phosphorylation. Lineage: Eukaryota; Metazoa; Brachiopoda; Lingulata; Lingulida; Lingulidae.